AAAAAAUAGAUUCAAAGAUGAUGAUGACAGUUGGGUUUUCGAAGUGUCAUUGAAACAGUGUAAUCAUACUCUAGCCUUUCCGAUCUCUGUGUUGCCGCCAUACUUAUAGAGUUAUAGGGAACCCAAACACAUUACUAUUUUACCAGUAGUUGCAACCCAUCACUUCCGAUUUCAGUACAUUUACAGAGAAAGAAGACGUUUUUGAAGCAAGAAGAAAUGGGUGUUCCGUCAUUUUACAGGUGGCUGGCGAACAAGUAUCCGAAAACAGUGGUGAAUGCGGUGGAGAAGACGGAGGAGAAAGACGGAACUCGACCAAACCCCAAUGACCUCGAAUUCGAUAAUCUUUAUCUCGACAUGAAUGGAAUCAUACAUCCAUGUUUUCACCCGGAACACGACGAUGUGCUUUCUAAAUAUUUGACUACUCCUGGAACAUAUGAAGAAGUUUUCAGCAACAUAUUUGAGUAUAUAGACAGAAUAAUGAUGAUUGUAAGACCAAAAAAGCUGCUGUAUUUGGCCAUUGACGGAGUAGCCCCAAGAGCCAAAAUGAACCAGCAAAGAACAAGAAGGUUCAGAAAUGCGAAGGAUCAAGAGACACUUCGCAAAGAGGAAGAUAGAUUGAGAAGGCAAUACGAAGUUGAAGGCAAAGAUGUUCUUCCGAAACAGGAUUCAGAAGUGACGGAUUCGAACAUAAUCACUCCGGGCACCACGUUCAUGUUCGAGUUAUCAAAGCAACUCCAGACUUACGUUCAUCUUCGCGUAUCAAAAAACGAUGCAUGGAAGCACUUGAAGGUAAUUCUUUCCGAUGCGAAUGCCCAUGGUGAAGGUGAACACAAGAUAAUGUCCUUCAUACGCCUUCAACGGACUUGCCCUGGUUAUAAUCCAAAUACACACCAUGUCUUGUAUGGUUUGGAUGCAGACCUUAUUAUGCUCGCUUUGGCUACACAUGAACUCCAUUUUUCCAUUUUGCGAGAGAAUGUUCUUGCAGAAGAUAAGUCAAAAACAAGUCACUCAUCUGUGUUGUUGCAAGCUGGAAAUUCCGAAACCAAUGUGGUGAAAUGUAGAGGAUGGUUCAAACAGUUUGACCUGAACAGUGAUAAAGUUGAUAUAAGUCAACAGAUGAACAAACUUGAUAUUACAGCUGCUGGAAAGCAAAAGUUGUUGGUGAAGAAGCCACAUCAGUUUCUUCAUGUUUGGAUACUGAGAGAAUAUCUUAAUUUUGAUUUGAGAUCCACAAAUGUGCCUGAAAAUUUUGAAUAUGAUAUCGAACGCCUGAUUGACGAUUUCAUAUUCAUAUGCUUUUUCGGUGGAAAUGAUUUUCUUCCCCAUAUGCCAACCUUGGAAAUUCAUGAGGGUGGUAUUGAUUUAUUGAUUCAUGUGUACAAGCAAGAGUUCAAGAACCUUGGAGGGUAUCUUGUGAAUAUGGAAAAGGUGUAUGAUAAGAAAGGAGGGUACAUCAAAGUAAAAAGGGUUGAAAAGUUCAUCCUUGCAUUGGGCACAUAUGAAGAUCAGAUUUUCAAGAAGAGAUCAGCAAUCCAUGAAAGCAAACUUCGACGUAUGUUUUCAGAAUUCAAGGAUGAGAGUGGUAAUGGAGAAGAGGAGUUGUUUCCUGUGAUAAGCACUCAUAAUCAGAAGGGACCAUACACCGAAAAAUCACCUGAUCAUGAUGUGCAAGUAUAUGAUAUAAUCGAGAAUACAAAAGCAUUGAAGGAGCAAUUAAAAUCUUACAAUCGUGAGAUAUCGGAUGUUUUCAGAAACGGUCUUCUUUCAGACAUGGUGAAACUGGAUACUCCUGGAUGGAGAAAACGCUACUACAAAUACAAGUUUUCUGCUGAAACGGAUGCGGAUGUGGAAAAAAUGAGGAAAGAAGUGGUCGAAAGAUACACUGAAGGGUUGUGUUGGGUUUUGCUAUAUUACUUCUCAGGGGUUGUGUCAUGGACAUGGUUUUACCCAUUCCAUUAUGGGCCAUUUGCAUCAGAUUUUAAAGGUCUUUCAAGUACUAAAGUUACGUUUCAAAGAGGAUCCCCCUUUAAACCAUUUGAUCAGCUUAUGUCUGUUCUCCCUCCUACUAGUGCCCAUGCACUUCCACCUCCGUAUCGGUUACUCAUGACAACGGAUGAUUCAAAUAUUCUUGAUUUUUAUCCUAAUGAUUUUGAUGUGGACACGGAUGGGAAAAGAUUUCUUUGGCAGGGUAUUUGCAAGCUUCCAUUUAUCGAUGAGAAGCGCCUUCUUGCUUCAACAAAGAUGAUCGAGAAGGAACUGACUGAGGAGGAAGCUCAAAGAAAUGCUGAGAAUGCUGACAAGUUAUUCCUACACAGUGAGGAAAAUCUUGCUUUGCAAAUUAUCUCUUCCUUCAACAAUGAAGGCUCUAUCGAGCAAAAGAGCUCCAUGAAAGUUGAUACAGGCUUAAGUGGAGACAUAAAUGGUUUUGUCUAUCCUAACUUAGAGCCCAAGUAUGUUUGUGAUGUUAAUGACCUUGGAAGCGAUCAUGAUGUUCUAUGUGUAUUCUAUGAUCCACCAUGCUUCUCUCAUCACAUCCCUCGUGUCCUUGAAGGAACUGACAUUCCAGAUUCGGAUGUGAGCGAAGCAGAUAUCAAGGAAGUACGCUUGUGGCAUGAGAGCCAUGGUUACCCUGUUCGGAGCAAUAGAUGCCAUGGACAACCUGAAGAAGAUAAAAUAGACCCUAGUGUUGGUUUGGCGAGUGGAUGGAGGGGUAGAGUCAACGAAAUUGCUUCUAGUUCUCAAAGUCGCAUCCAAGAGAGACACUUUAGGCAUGGGACCCACAGUUACCCUAACCGGAGCAAUAGAUCGUAUGAACAAGUUCAAGGAGCUCAAAGAAGCCCUACCAUUAGAGCCGUUGGUGGCUGGAGUGGUAGAGGUAGGGGAAGAGGACAUGAUGCCACUCUGAAUUCUCAAAGUACUUCACGUCAUGAUGCCACAAGGACACCAAAAGAGCAAACAAACUGCAGUUCUUGGUGGGAUACUCAUGGGAGAGGUGCUCGAAGAAAUGGGAAUUGUGAAAACCGAUCAAUCAAUUAUAAUGGAAGGACAAGCACUGUGAAUGGUCAGUUUUGGGCAGUUAGGUCAGAAUCCAGUUCUAGUAACCAGGGUAGGGGACAGUGGGGAGAUGCAAAAUCCAAGAAUGCCUCCAAUCGUAGAUGGUAAAGAUAUUGACAAUUAAGAGUUUAUGUUCCCAACAGAUGAGAAGUAUUUUGCAAAGGUUUUUCUUGUUUGUUAUUAAAGUUAUAAUGUAAGGUUAGUCUAGUAUCUUUAUAACCUAACUGGCAUCCUUUUGGGUUGGUAACAUGUAUAUGUUGGAAGCUA
Lactuca sativa (garden lettuce) is the source of this 3321-nucleotide messenger RNA. RefSeq names its product 5'-3' exoribonuclease 3. Gene Ontology annotation, cellular component: nucleus. Gene Ontology annotation, biological process: nuclear-transcribed mRNA catabolic process. Gene Ontology annotation, molecular function: RNA binding; 5'-3' RNA exonuclease activity. NCBI's taxonomy places the organism in Eukaryota, Viridiplantae, Streptophyta, Magnoliopsida, Asterales, Asteraceae. The record is from RefSeq and is a predicted model, not a curated record.